UUCUUAAUAAAUCGAAGCGAGCACCGAAUCAAAUUUACUGGACCUAGCAUCGAUUUGCCCGCACGGUUCAUUUGGGAAUGGCAUACGAUGGCUACCAUUCCAUUUCCGGUCGCAGUAAUUGCUGACCGAAAUAUCGCGGCCUCUGUACACGUGCGCUGCUCGACACUUCCGAUUGCACUUCCAUUUGCACGGAAGGUUUCUUAGAGACCCACACGAUAUUCAUCCAAUAUUCAUGCAUUUCCACCUAAGCUCUAUUUCACGUAAGAAAUAGAGAGAAAAUAAUAUUGCAAGCAAAUAGAAUAAUCGAUUCUUUUCUCGGAACUAUGAAUAGAGCUCUCAUUGAUGUUCACCGCAUAGCCCCAUACGAGAAAAAGAAAGUCGACAGCUCUUAUUUCGCAGACUUCUGCUAGCUGUGAAGCUCCUUUGUGCACCCUUCUUUUCAUCGCGAGACACGGACCAAGAAACGUCCACGAUGUCGCAUUAAAAUGUAAUACGACGCGCCGCGUGUUAAGGUUCGUUCACAAUUAGCUCGUCUGAACGAACCGCUGAUCUUAGACUUCGUACGUGACGAUCCGUAAAGCAGCGAAACCGAAACCCGAAUUUUCCUCGAUUUUGUGAAAGAACGGCGGCCGUAUAAGGAAACGCUGAUUGAAAGGGGAAUAUAUUUUUCUCCUUUGUUCUGAAGCAACUGUUCUCGGAAGCUUUAAUAUCGUUCGAAAUCACCGCUUUCAGUGAUCGUUUCAGUUCAUUUGGAGGAAGGCAGACACGCCGCGUUAUGAUCACGGAACGAUAAAGUUUUCGUGAAAAUGUUACGAAUGCUGGAGUGCUCGCGUAAGGGGGAGCGGAAAAGUUGCAUGAAAAACGACGAUAGUUGGACAAAGUUUCGACCUCCCUUUUGCCAAAGUUAUAUCCUUCUGGUCGAUACGCGCGCGUGCCUCGGCCAACUAGUAAAACUGACGCCCGAUUUUCCGGCAAAUCUGCUGUCGUUUAAAGAAAAUACUGUCAAGAUUCGUUUCAAAAAUAUUUUCAAAGCGAUUUUAUACAUUUUUCUCUUUUUUUUUUUUGUACAGCUAUCCAUCAUCGACCUGGAAUUUAUUCCCUUUUGUACAAACGUCCUCGAGAUGUCUAUCAAUUUGCUAGACAAGUCGAUCUGUGUUUAAUUUGAGCCAAAAUUCCACCUAUUUAUCAACAUAUUUCUUUAUUGGAUUUUAUAUUCUUUCGUCAUAGUCUUCGAUAAUGAAAGUAACAGACUGUGCAAACGGUAAUUAGGUGGUGUUCGUUCAGUUGCAAUAAUCUCGAAAAACGCCUUAUGGUUUACGCAAUAAGUCUCUCAAACACCUGUCAAAUACUUUUAUAAAGCAAGCCUCUCGACUAAGAACCGAUUAAACACCAAGUGAAAACAGUCGAAAUUAACGCCUCUGUUACGAUGAGGAUACCUUCAAUAUUUUUCUUCCUCUCCGCGCUUCAUUGCAUUUGUCUGUUCUCGAGUGCCAACUGCAAGGAACAAUUGAUUCGAGAUGAAAAUUCCGGGCAUCUGAAUCCAAAUCCGCAGAACUCGCUAGUCCACGGCCGAGUAAUUACCUCGAGAAAGGAACUUGUGGCGAACAACGGAGCGUUUGACAAACUUCCGACAUCUCGUUGGAAAAACUUUGGUCAGAAGUCCACCGAAGAAAUCACGUGGAAAAAUCAGCGAGUCCGCAGUUGCCUGAAGAAUAAAAACGCGACAUCCAGUGACAAACUUCGCUUGACCAUCUUUCGACAACCAGAUAUCGGCCGUGUCGAAGAAAACGGGCAACUUUUCCCUCGAAAAUCGAAUCGGAGAUCGGUGCAAUCGGCACAGACGAAAAAAGAAAAACGAGACACUCGCGAAUCCGGAUUUCCCAGGCAAGCUUUCGAUCUGAACGGCAAACUUAACCCCGAUCCGCCUGCCUUUAGUUUCUUUGUUUUGUUUUCCAGUUGGGAUGGCGGCAAGGAUCAACACUCCGGUAAGCGACAAGCGGAUGCUGAAAGUUUCCAAGAGAAAGAAGAGAGGCGAGCGAAAAAUCAUGAAGCUCGUGUUGGCAGUCAACGUGCCUUUAAUCUAUCAGGUUUAUUGCCAUUUAAAAAUGGAUUCUUGGAGAUGCCUGGUCUGCCGGGUCAACCUAUUAGGAAGAUUAUUGACUUUUUCUUUAACGCGAUUCAGCAGAAACCAAAGGACUGUGGUAAGAAUGAGAAUCAACAGUCGCAUAUCAUAGGUUGAUAAUGAAAUUAUUGGAAUACGGAGGAGACACGUUGAAGAAUACAAUGGAAAAUGCAGAAACUGCAAAGUUCGGUAUUCACAAAGCGGUGAGAGUCGGAUCAUUGUCUAUAAACUUUGACGUAGGCAAACCAUAAACUGUUAUUCGUUGCAUAUAUACGUAUUGUUAACUUAAGGAGUAGCUUGUUUGAUUAAAGAAUAAAUAGAUCGAUGAUUAUAA
This is a messenger RNA of Bombus terrestris (buff-tailed bumblebee), 2456 nucleotides long. RefSeq lists its product as uncharacterized. Bases 1427 to 2239 code for a protein of 270 amino acids. The transcript has 2 exons. Lineage: Eukaryota; Metazoa; Arthropoda; Insecta; Hymenoptera; Apidae. The record is from RefSeq and is a predicted model, not a curated record.